UGUAUCGAUUCCAACCGUAUUCGCAUUGCAAGUGUGAACCGAACCAUAUGCGAGGGUAUAUAAGCACAAACGACAUGACAGCUCGUCCAUUUAAGUCCGUGACUUUUUACCGUGUAUUACUAUUGCACUUGUUCUUAAAUUUCAUCGGAAGUCCUUACACGAAUCAUAAUGGGUAGGGAGAACAAGGCAGCCUGGAAAGCUAACUACUUCGUUAAAGUUGUUCAACUUUUGGAUGAAUAUCCAAAAUGUUUCAUCGUCGGUUGCGACAAUGUUGGUUCACGCCAAAUGCAAACCAUUCGUACAUCAUUGCGUGGUUUGGCCAUCGUAUUGUGUGGUAAAAAUACCAUGAUGCGCAAAGCCAUCCGUGGUCAUUUGGAGAACAAUGGUUUAUUGGAAAAGAUCUUGCCACACAUCAAAGGCAAUGUUGGUUUCGUUUUCACCAAAGGCGAUUUGGCUGAAGUUCGUGAAAAAUUGACCCAAAGCAAAGUUCGUGCUCCAGCUCGUGCUGGUGCUAUUGCACCAUUAGAUGUCAUCAUCCCAGCCCAAAACACCGGUUUGGGUCCAGAAAAGACAUCUUUCUUCCAAGCUUUGUCCAUUCCAACCAAAAUUUCAAAGGGUACUAUUGAAAUCAUCAACGAUGUACCAAUUUUGAAACCAGGUGACAAAGUCGGCGCUUCAGAAGCUACAUUGUUGAACAUGUUGAACAUUUCACCGUUCUCAUAUGGUUUGGCCAUUCAACAAGUGUACGAUUCGGGUUCAAUUUUCUCGCCAGAUAUAUUGGACAUUAAGCCAGAAGAUUUGCGCGAAAAAUUCAUGGUUGGUGUUGCCAAUUUGGCAGCCGUUUCAUUGCAAAUUGGAUACCCAACACUUGCAUCUGCACCACACAGCAUUGCCAACGGUUUCAAGAACUUGCUCGCUUUGGCCGCUACCACCGAUGUCGAAUUCAAAGAAGCCACCACCAUCAAGGAAUACAUCAAGGAUCCAUCGAAAUUCGCUGCUGCCGCCGCCGCUGCUGCCCCAGCUGCCGCUGCCGAAAGCAAGAAAGAAGAGAAGAAAGAAGAAAAGAAGGAGGAAUCCGAAGAAGAGGAUGACGACAUGGGCUUCGGUCUUUUCGACUAAACGUCUCCAACAUUGGCUUGAGAUAAAUGUAUACCCAAUUGCCAAAUGGUUUAUGUAAAUACUCGUCUGGUGUGUUUCGGAUAUCACCAAUGGCGACAUGCAUAAAUUCAUUUUCAUUUUUUGUCAUUUUAUCUCACGCAACCAAACAAACAUUACAAAAAUGUUGAACAAAAUAUAAUAAAACUGAUUUGUACGUUUGAACAUCAUUGGAUGUUUUUUCAUUUGAACAACUUUAAUAAAUGUACAAACUGGCAAAAAAA
This is a messenger RNA of Contarinia nasturtii (swede midge), 1379 nucleotides long. It is a transcript of the gene RpLP0, whose product is annotated as 60S acidic ribosomal protein P0. Bases 169 to 1119 code for a protein of 316 amino acids. Gene Ontology annotation, molecular function: large ribosomal subunit rRNA binding; structural constituent of ribosome. The record is from RefSeq and is a predicted model, not a curated record. Gene Ontology annotation, cellular component: cytosolic large ribosomal subunit. The transcript is spliced from 4 exons. Gene Ontology annotation, biological process: ribosomal large subunit assembly; cytoplasmic translation; ribosome biogenesis. NCBI's taxonomy places the organism in Eukaryota, Metazoa, Arthropoda, Insecta, Diptera, Cecidomyiidae.